Messenger RNA from Umbelopsis ramanniana AG, 2564 nucleotides. RefSeq lists its product as uncharacterized. NCBI's taxonomy places the organism in Eukaryota, Fungi, Mucoromycota, Umbelopsidomycetes, Umbelopsidales, Umbelopsidaceae. The transcript is spliced from 6 exons. Gene Ontology annotation, biological process: mitochondrial translational elongation. The coding region runs from base 23 to 2320 and encodes 765 amino acids. The record is from RefSeq and is a predicted model, not a curated record. Gene Ontology annotation, cellular component: mitochondrion. Gene Ontology annotation, molecular function: translation elongation factor activity; GTP binding; GTPase activity.
GCAGCAUCUUCUAGCAACCGCAAUGUCGUUUGUGCGCAACUUAUGGGGCGCAUUACCCCAGAAAGCAGCUAGCUAUGGGUCACUUGCCGCUAACAUGGCCGCCUCUGCCCCAAAGAGACCGCUCACUUUGUUUCCUGCUACUAUGCAGCAGCGCUUCCAGUCUACCUUCCAGUUUGACCCAGCCAUGACAGCUAUUACUGGAGAAGGCGAAGAUCCCAAGGAUAUCGCCAGACUUCGUAAGCUUAGAAACAUUGGUAUCUCUGCUCAUAUUGAUUCUGGCAAGACCACCUGUACCGAGCGUAUCUUGUACUAUACCGGAAGAAUUAAGGAAAUCCAUGAUGUCCGUGGCCGUGAUGGUGUUGGUGCUAAAAUGGACUCUAUGGAAUUGGAACGUGAAAAGGGUAUUACUAUUCAAUCUGCCGCUACCUUUGCCACUUGGGGCGACUACAACAUCAAUAUCAUCGAUACCCCAGGUCACGUUGACUUCACCAUUGAGGUUGAACGUGCUCUUCGUGUUCUUGAUGGUGCUGUCAUGAUUCUCUGUGCUGUGUCUGGUGUUCAAUCUCAAACUAUUACUGUUGAUCGUCAAAUGCGUCGUUAUAAUGUUCCCCGUAUCUCUUUUAUCAACAAAAUGGACCGUGCUGGUGCGAAUCCCUUCAGAAUUAUCGAUCAAAUUAGACAGAAGCUUAAGCUGUGUGCUGCUGCCCUUCAGAUUCCUAUUGGUGCCGAAGAUCAAUUCCGCGGUGUCGUUGAUUUGGUUAAAUGGAAAGCUUACUACAACGAGGGUGAAAGAGGUGAAACUCUUGUCGUCAAGGAUAUUCCUGAGGAACUCAUGGAACUUGCUACCGAGAAGAGACAUGAACUGAUUGAACAACUUGCCAACGUUGAUGACGAAAUCGCUGAUAUCUACCUACUUGAAGAAAUUCCUACUACAGAACAAUUUAUGACCGCUAUUCGUCGCUCUACCCUCGCUCUCAAGUUUUCUCCUGUUUUGAUCGGUUCUGCUUUCAAAAAUCACGGAGUUCAACCGCUCUUGGAUGCUGUCAUUAAUUACUUGCCCGACCCUACUGAAGUUACCAACACGGCUUUGGAUAUUUCCAACGAAGAGAAGCCUGUGCAUCUUAAGCCUUUCUCUGAUCACCCAUUCGUCGGUCUUGCCUUCAAGCUGGAGGAGGGACGUUAUGGACAGCUUACUUACAUGCGUAUCUACCAAGGAACUUUGAAGAAGGGAUCAUUCGUUACCAAUGUUAAGACAGGAAAGAAGAUUAAGGUUCCUAGACUGGUUCGUAUGCACUCUGAAGAAAUGGAGGAUGUCGACGAACUUGGUGCUGGUGAAAUUGGUGCUAUCUUUGGUGUUGAUUGUGCUAGCGGUGAUACCUUCACCGACGGCUCCCUGAAGUAUGCCAUGACUUCUAUGUUUGUUCCCGAACCCGUCAUUUCCUUAUCUUUGGCUCCCAAUGGCAAAGAAACUCCCAACUUUUCCAAGGCUCUCAAUCGUUUCCAAAAAGAAGAUCCCACUUUCCGCGUCCAUGUUGAUAAGGAAAGUAAGGAGACUAUCAUUUCUGGUAUGGGUGAAUUGCAUCUUGAUAUCUAUGUUGAGCGCAUGAAGCGUGAAUACAAUGUGGACUGUGUUACUGGCAAGCCUCAAGUUGCUUUCCGUGAAACAAUUCAGGAAUCUGCCAAGUUUAACUACACCCACAAGAAGCAAUCUGGUGGUGCUGGUCAAUUCGGUAAGGUCAUGGGCUUCAUCGAGCCAAUGACACCUGAAGAGGAUACUGGCAAAGACACUGAAUUCGACAACCGUGUUGUUGGAGGUAACAUUCCCACAAACUUCAUCCCCGCUUGUGAAAAGGGCUUCCGUGAUGGUUUAGAGAAGGGACCUCUUAUUGGACACCCUGUCAAUGGUGUCCGCAUGGUUCUUGAAGACGGUGCUGCUCACUCUGUCGAUUCCAGUGAAUUGGCUUUCCGUAUCGCCACCAGAGCUGCCUUCAACGACGCCUUUUCCAAGGCAAAGCCUGUUAUCCUUGAACCCGUCAUGAACGUUGCCAUCACUGCUCCUAUUGAAUUCCAAGGUACUGUCAUUGGUGGAUUGAACAAGCGCAAGGGUACUGUUGUCGAUACCGAGAUCCAGGAAGACUACUUCAACGUCACUGCUGAUGUUGCUUUGAACAACAUGUUUGGCUACUCCACUGAGCUUCGCUCUGCUACUCAAGGCAAAGGUGAAUUCUCCAUGGAAUACAAGGAACAUCAACCUGUCAUGCCCUACGUUCAGGAAGAGCUUAUCACUGAAUACAAAAAGAAGCAACAAGCAUCCAAAUAAGGAUGUGAUAUCUAGACUUUAUACAUUCAAUUCUACAUCAUACAUAACAUACAUUUAGAUAACAACAACCCCACACCAAAAGACCCCAUUUCCCCAUCAAAAUAGUAUCUUUGAUAGAUUUUUUACUUUGUUUUUUCCCGUUUUUUUAUUAUCUUGCACAAUACACUCAGUCUUUCCCCAUUAAUGGUUUAUAAUUCAAUUUACAUGAUGCAGCAGCUUGGAAAGGUACGGUCAACCUCCGCUG